Molecule: messenger RNA, 2683 nt
Organism: Parus major (Great Tit)
Lineage: Eukaryota; Metazoa; Chordata; Aves; Passeriformes; Paridae
Gene: RNF212
Product: ring finger protein 212
Exons: 12
Coding region: 304-1209 (301 amino acids)
Biological process (GO): reciprocal meiotic recombination; homologous chromosome pairing at meiosis; protein sumoylation
Cellular component (GO): synaptonemal complex
Molecular function (GO): SUMO transferase activity
Source: RefSeq, a predicted model, not a curated record
CAGCGCUGUGGGUGCAGUUCAGUUCCCACGUUUGUGGACGGGAGCGGGACUGUCAGAGCACCGUCUGUGUCGGCACCGCUCCAGUUUGGUAGUGAGAGGCCAGAAAACCCAAAUAUUUUGGUGGGCGGGUGUGUGAGGACCAAGCUCUGCCGCCCUGAGGCCCCGCGGCGGGAGGGGCGCGGGCCGCGCUGCCCUCAGGGCCGCCUCAGCGGGCGGGACGUGGCGGGGAUGCACCUGCGGGGCUCGGCCUGAGGAGAAGCGGCUCUGCCCCAGCCCCGGGCCGCCGCCGGGCCCUCCUGCCCCAUGGCCGUGUCCCCGUUCUGCAACUCCUGCAUGCGCCAGCCCCUCAGCCCCACGCCGCUGUUCUACCUCACCAGCUGCGGCCACGUUUUCUGUGAGGUUUGCCUGCAGAAAGGCAAAAAAGAUGAAUGUUUGAUCUGUAGAAGUCCUUGUCGUACCUUAGUCCUUUCAAAAGAGAUAAGUCCUGAUAUUCAAUCACUGUUCAUGCAAGUAGAUGUAUUAUGCAAGAAAUAUUCAGCUGAACUAUCACAGGUUGCAGAAUUUCAAGAAAAAUAUCGUAAGCGUUUAUUAACACACUACAAGGAAAAGAUAAUGAAGCUGGAAGAGUCUCUCAAGAAAGUAACACAACAAAUGCAACAGAUGCAACGUAUGAAACCUCCUGAUAAAACUACACCGCUUCCAUUUUCCAGUAUGAGCAGAAAUACAUUUUCCAUUCCUCCAAGAAAACAGAAUGUUUAUUCUUCAAAUUCUCUUCAUUCGAGUCAUCCUUCCACUUCUGAAACGAUGGAGGUAAUGGAGAUUGAUCCUGUACCUUCACCAAUGAGGAGACUGGAGACACCAACUGGUCCCACAAGAUUAUCACUAAUAACUCCACCACAGAAUGGACAUAUGGGCAGUGUAUCCUACAGACGUUCUCAGACAGCUCUAGUAAUGCCAAGUCAGAAUGUUGGAGCAGGGUCUACAAGAUCCACCCCUGUGAGGUUACCACUUAGUGCAUGUCCAUUAUCAUCUGGAUCCCAGAGCAGUCAAAGGGGACCAUGGGCUAAUUUUGAUUUCAGAACCCCUCAGCUGCAUCCAUUUACAUCACCUUCUCCACAGCUGCCUCUGUCAAGGCAGCCAAUCACCAUCCCUGGACUUCUGCAAAGACAAGGAUCAACUAAUAUAAGAGGACAUUCAUCAGAGAGAUGAGCAAACAUCUGUGAAUUGCUUUUGUUAAGAAGCAUGUGGAAAAGCACUGCAUAGUCUCUGGAUAUCAAAGUAUUUGUAACUUCCAUAAUAUGUCAAAUUGGCAUAAACCAGAAAAUUGUUCAGCAUGAAUAUUGUAUUUAAAACAUCACUGAUCUUUCUGAUUAACAUCUACUGAAGUUUUAGGUGGGACUACAAAAUUUACUUGUUUUUCAAAAUAUUGGCUUCAAAUAUAUUGCAUAAAUAAAAGUACUUUAUUACCUAAGUGGUAGGGCAAGACAUGAUUAUAUGUUGAAUGAGCAUUUUUUGCUCUGAGUGCAUUGAACUACAGGAUAAAUAAUUGUGCCUGUACAGUAUUAUAGAUAGACUGCAGUCCUAAAAAAAGAAAUUUAUUUAUGGAUUUUUGAUUACAGAAUUCCAAAGUUUGGUUCUUACUCAAUGCAUCUCCUUUUUUUUGCACUCUUGAAAAGGGGUAAGUUUUGAUGGAUAUUGCAUUCUAGCAGGCUCUCCGAGCACAGAACACAGUAUCUGUUCCACCCUUGGCAAGUCCAUCAUUUGAUUUAGGUAGCAAAGAUUUCUUCCCAAAAUGGAAUGAAGUGGGGGAACUGGAAUGAAGAGACAAAACACAGCGAAGACUACUUUUACUUUUGCACAGGAAUAGCACUUUUGUACUCUGAAUGAAGGUGCCAGAAUGCAGCCUUUUCCUUCUGAGAACAACUCUGAAGUUCAUAUUCCCACCAUCACUGUGUACGUAGCAAAAUUUUGGUAUGAUUGAGUUAUCAAAUGCCUUUGUUUUGUUUUGACCCUAACUUUACCUAGACUAUUUUAAAUAUAAUAAAACUAAAAGCUGGUGCAUUUUUCUUGAAAUAAAGUUCCCUGAAUAUAUGAUAAAUUUCUUUUGAGUUGAAAUGUUUUACUUUUCACAUCACAAGUGGAUGGGAGAGAGAAAACUUAAUGAAAGAUUCAGGAGUUGAGAACUGGAAGAGGUCAUUCACAAAAUACCAUCAUGGGCAAACUAGACUCAGCUUGAGGAUAUUAAUUGAAUUUUUUUCUAAGAGAAUCACAGCAGGAUAAUAAGAAGUAAAACUUAAAAAAACCUUCCCUCCACCCUCACUCCUUCAGAGCUCUACCUCCUCUCCCAGAAGUGCUUUGAGACAGAGAAAGGAAGUUACAAUCAGUUCAUCACAUGUGUCUUCCACUGCUCAGGGAGAAGAAUCCUUGCCCUGCUCCAGCAUGGGAAUUUUCAGUUUCAUAUUUGCCUUAUUUCAGUGUAUAGCUGCCUUUUCUUUUACCAUGGGAAAGUUGAAUUUUCUCCUCUUCAGUAUUCUUAUACUUCAGAGUUUAGUUGGGAGCUCAAAGUCAGCUUCCUUCCAAGCAAACUUCCAGUCAAAAAUUUAAUUUUGCAGUGCCAUAGACAUGUUCAAAUUAAGGUGUGUAGUGUAAUUUAAAAAAUUCCAACUCUCCUUUAGUUCCAGAU